Pseudophryne corroboree (corroboree frog) is the source of this 4512-nucleotide messenger RNA. It is a transcript of the gene TRERF1, whose product is annotated as transcriptional regulating factor 1. Gene Ontology annotation, molecular function: transcription corepressor activity. Lineage: Eukaryota; Metazoa; Chordata; Amphibia; Anura; Myobatrachidae. The record is from RefSeq and is a predicted model, not a curated record. Gene Ontology annotation, biological process: negative regulation of DNA-templated transcription; regulation of transcription by RNA polymerase II. The transcript has 17 exons. Gene Ontology annotation, cellular component: transcription regulator complex; histone deacetylase complex. Bases 611 to 4024 code for a protein of 1137 amino acids.
CUGGCCUGCUUACAUCAAACUUCAGGAACUGGUUCGGUUUCGAGAUUGCUGGCAGAAAGGAGUGAUCUGCAUGGCCAAAAUACACAGUCCCCUGCUGCAGCUGAGUGCUAGCUCCCUGGGCUACACCGCAUACGGAUAUUUACAUUUAUGUUUAUUGUCAAAGUCCACAUCCAUGAAAAUAACUCCUGUUGGCAAUUAAGUUUAAAAGACGAAGAAAAAAAAGAAUCAAGAACACAGACUACUGAAACAUUUUGGAGUUCACCGUUUUAAAAGGAAACUAAAUGUAGAAUCUUCCUCGGGGACACCUAAGCCAUCGUUUCUCUCCUGAUGUCAGAGGGAUCUGUGAGGAUAUCAACUGUCUGGAUCCCAACAAACUCAAAAUGGACUCCUGUUCCACAAGAUUGUUACUUAGCUACUCUCUCUCACCUUCUGAAGAGGCAAAACCCUUACCCUUUGAGGAUCCUCUGCAUUUAUAACUCCAAGGAUUAUGCCAUCUGAAUACAUGGGCACGCUCAAUACUUAACUAACUCCUUAUUUCUACCUACCCAUCUCUCAGGGACACUAUCCUAUAUGGGCACUGCUCUUACAAGGUCAGAUUACUCAAGUCACCAUGGAGGAUCAGCAUCUAUACAAGACACAUCUUGUUUCCAACAGUAAUGAUAGUUUUUACUAUCAACAAAUGCAGCAUCAGGCAGACGGCCAGGUGCUCAACCACAGUUAUGACUCAUUGGAUAAGAACGCCUCGGAGUCAUCCUCUUCCUCACCCCAUUUAUCCCAAGAUUCCAGAGAUGGUGCAUUAAUUUCAGGAACUAAACAUAUUGGACAGGUUGAUUUGUCCAGGAAAUCUCAUUGGACAAGCCUGGGGUCUGGUAGUCACAUUCAGGAGAACAGUCAGUUAAAUUGCUUCGACCAAAGCUUACAGUGGAGUGCACAAGUACAAAAUGACGUAACAGAUGGCAACCAGGUGUCUUACUAUCCUGCACAUGACAAUCAGCCUAAAGUGACCAGCAGGGCUUUGCAUAAGUUAGAUUCUUUCACACAGGUAUUUGCCAGGCAGAACUUAAGAAUCCAUGCCAUGUCUCAGGGUGUACCGGAACCGUCGUCACUUAUUGACAGCGACAGUACUCUCCGGCAGCUGCUGUCACUCAAGCCAAUCUCUGAGCAGCAAGCUCCACCAAUCGCUUUGGACAGAUAUCCUCAGGUGUCACAGCAAAUGUAUUCAGGACUAGCAAGUCAACAGCAGAAGCAUCAGCUGCAGCCCAUGCAACCGUCACAGUCGCAUAUUUAUUAUGAGUAUUUUCAGCACUCUGCUCAGGUUCAGCCGCAGUCUUUAAUGCAACAAGGUCACCAGUUUGUCCAGCAAGUGCAGUCUCACCAGGCACUACCGCAGCAUUCACAGGACAUGCAGAGGACUCAUUAUUAUAUGCAGCAUCAUCAGGCAGGACAGCAACGGCUUUCAGUUGAGGACAUGAAGCAGCAGCGCCUGUUUUCUGGUCACGUGUCUCAAUAUUACCAGAUGCAUCCAGCGGGGCAAGAAAUGCAUCAUGGUGUUCAGCAAUCCCAUAAUCCUGACAUGCAACUCCAAGAACCAGUGUAUAACACAGAAUGCAAUUCCAAAGCUGACCUUUAUGCGCAGGAAAAGUCUCACAGUGUGCAGCUUAUUCAGCUGGGUGCCGUGCCUCAGUAUGUGUAUCAGAACGCUCAGCCACUCAGGUAUUCAUAUAAACAGAGCAUGGUGCCACAGCAGCAGCUGCAACAGCAACUCAGUCCACAAAAGCCAUAUAACAAUGACGUUCUACCUUCAGUUCUUAUUGACAGCCCUGUGAGCCUACCAAAUGCUGAUGCUGUAGACAGCUAUAGCCAGGAUAUAGGAGUCAUGACCAGUGCUGACCCUCACCCGCAGGCUUUAGCCCAAGAUACCUCCUACUUGCAUGUCGGUCAAAGAGCUCAUCACUCUCCAAACACAGUGUGGCCACAGCACGUGUCAGAUGGGCACCCUCAGGCCGUCUCUGCAGAUAACAGCAGGUUGUACACAGACCGUCCGGAAUCCAAAAGUCGGCUCACAUGCUCAGUGUGCUUCAAAGAAUUCAAGAGCCUCCCAGCUCUGAACGGCCACUUGAGGUCACAUGGCGGGGUGAGAACAGCCACAACCCUGAAACAGGAGGAAAGUGAGGAGGAAAACCUCACCCCCAUCGUCAUGCCUGUCUCUGUGCCUGUAACGCUUGCGCCACCUGAGCCUAUUGCACAGCUAAACUGCCCAGCAGAUCAGCCGGAUUGCAGCGUGUCCGAUGACGAAAUGCCCAUCUUAACCAGGAUGACUUACUCCCCACCGUCCACUCCAACGACGGUCAGCUCAUGCGCACCUUCUGAAAUGUUCAGAAAACUUCACCGCCCUGGUCCGAAAUUGGGCAAAGCGGCAGAAAGCACCAAACCUCAGCAGGAAAGGAGAAAGUAUCGCCACAGACCUGAACCACUAUUCAUACCUCCCCCUUCCUUCUGUGCAACUUACUCAGGGGCAACAUUGUACCAAAGCCAGCUCCGCUCCCCAUGUUUCAUGGGGGACCCCUUGCUGCUUGGAACUGAGGAGACGCCCACUUACACUCCACCUCCUAUGCUCAGUCCUGUGCGGCAGGGAUCUGGCCUUUUCAGCAGCGUCAUCACAGCUGUUCACAACGCACACCUCCCGCUCACCCCUCUGACACCCACACCAAGGGUGCUGCUUUGUCGACCUAACAGCUUUGAUGGGACCAGUGCUACACCAGGACCUGGAGAACACACUGUUCAUAUUGAACCGAGGAUCAAUAUUGGGCAGAGAUUCCAGGCAGAAAUUCCGGACCUCCAGUAUCGCUCAUUGUCCAAGAAGAAUCUGCACAGAGCAACUUUGGUAUGGAGACCUUGGAAGGACAUGGACAGGAAGGAAUCACAGCAAAAAGUGGAAGUAUUCCUGAGCAUGUCGUGCUCCAGUGUACUGCCAGGAGGAGGAACCAAUCUGGAAUAUGCUUUGCAUUCUCUCUUUGAAGCCAAAGGAGACUUUAUGAGUGCUCUGGAAAUGCUGCUUUUAAAAGACACGCCGAGACUGAGAAGUCACCCACUAGCAAAUUACCACUAUGCAGGAUCAGACUAUUGGAACAACAGUGAGAAAAAAAUGUUUAACAAAGCAUUAAACACAUGCAACAAAGAUUUCUUCCAUGUACAAAAGAUGAUAAAGACAAAGACUGUGUCACAGUGCGUAGAAUAUUAUUAUACUUGGAAAAAAAUACUACACAUGGGCCGCAGACAAAGAACACGGCUGGUUCAACUUCAUGAAGAUGAUACAACUAGUAUUGAUGAUGCAUAUGAGGAGGAGGAUCUGAGGAAAUAUGAGCAGGACUGUGAGCAAGUACAGAAAUCCCUAGACGUCCUGCACCCAUCAGAGAGAGACCAUUGUGUCAGCGCAAACCUUGGACCUCCUGCCGGCUCCUUUGUGUGUGAAAUGGGAAACUGCGGAGCUAUCUUCUGCUCCAAGCAGGCAUUGAAUGGCCAUGCUCGUAUUCAUGGCGGAACAAGUGUCCCAUCCAAGGUUUUUCCAACCACUGGCACAGGUAGACAGAAGUCAGGCUCUCAGAGCGGGUACGGUUCUGUGAAAAGUUCUCCUGCGCACAGUAACACCAGCGGAGAAACGGACGCUGCAUCAAUAUUCCCUUGUAAAGUCUGCGGCAAGGUCUUCUACAAGAUCAAGAGUCGCAAUGCGCACAUGAAGACUCACAGACAGCAGGAAGAACAGCAGAGGCAGAGAUCCCAGAAAGCAGCUGUAGCGGCUGAGAUGGCGGACACUAUUGCAAAGACCAUAGUGAGAACUGCUCUGCCCACUGACGCUGUCACACUGUAUGAUCACUUCAGCCUGAUUACAGCCAUGGAUGAGGAUUUUGACAAUGAUGUGGCCCAGGAUUUAGAAGAUGUUCUGGAGGAGACAGAGGUCAUGCACUCCGAUCUAAUAUUGGAUGAUGAAGACAUCGAUCUGCUGCAGGAUGGGGCCGAUUUGUAGCUUGGUGUCCUUUAUUGGCCACCAAGGCAACUGGAGAAGUCUCUGUUUCCUCUCAUAGAAUCAGAUAUACCAGAGGGAUUAUAUUUAAGGGAAUAUUAUUAUAACUGGCUAAUAGGUGGGUUCCAUAAACAUCAUUUUAGAUGCCCUAUUGCCACUAUCACAAAUGUAUUUACUGGCUAUAAACAGAACUAUGUAGCUUUCUGGUAGAAUGGACCAUUUUUAUUCUUCCUUGCAAAAAUAAAAAUAAAUUUUAUAUUAACGCAGACACACACACACACACACGUGAUAAAUGUGCAGUGUCUUUCAAGCUGUUUACAAUGUAAUUAGAAAGGAAUUGUGUCCAUUAAUACAUAUGUCACCUAUACCUAGUAUUGGCAGCCAUUUUGUAGACCGAACUGGUGACAUUUCUCCUGCAUUAGGUUUUACCUUAUGGACCCACAAGUAAGUGAGUGAUAUUUGGAAUGUAAGUAAAUAGAGGUUAACUGACA